CCUUUCCACUCAUUCUAUGCGACGCCUAUUACGAGCCGCAAUGUCGCCUGUUGCUCUCUACUCCGGUGUGAGAGACUGAACGGCAUUGUGGGACGGAGGCGGAUUUGCAGCCGUUUCCGGAUCCCCUGGUCUGUACUGGGAAAAGUGAGAAUAUAAGGGAGGAGAAGAGAAGUCUGUGAUUUGUAUUUUUGUCAGACGUUUACACUGAGAAACUGCUUUAUCCUGGUCAGGGUUGCUGUAGACCCAGAGCCUAUCCUGGGAAAACUGGGUGCGAGGUGGAAGCACACCCUGGAUGGGACUCCAGUCCAUCGCAGGAUUUACUCUUUAGAUUUUUGCCGAGUAGCUGCCAGCAUGUCACAGUCUGGAGAAAAAGGCAAGUUCCCUGAGGCUGCCGGGUAUGUGGGCUUUGCUAACCUCCCUAACCAGGUACAUAGGAAGUCUGUGAAGAAAGGCUUUGAGUUUACACUGAUGGUAGUAGGAGAGUCUGGACUGGGUAAAUCUACGCUCAUCAACAGCCUGUUUCUCACUGACCUCUAUCCAGAACGCUACAUACCUGGAGCAGCAGAGAAGAUUGAGCGGACAGUGCAGAUCGAGGCCUCGACGGUGGAGAUUGAGGAGAGGGGGGUGAAGCUCCGGCUCACCGUGGUGGACACUCCUGGAUAUGGAGAUGCCAUCAACAGUCAGGACUGUUUUAAGACUAUCAUCCAGUACAUUGACAAUCAGUUUGAGCGCUACCUGCAUGAUGAAAGUGGCCUGAAUCGCAGACACAUUGUGGACAACAGAGUUCACUGCUGCUUCUAUUUCAUAUCUCCAUUUGGACACGGACUGAAGCCAUUGGAUGUUGAAUUCAUGAAAGCCAUACACAGCAAAGUGAACAUCGUCCCGGUCAUCGCAAAAGCCGACACUCUGACACUCCGAGAGAGGGACCGCUUGAAGCGAAGGAUUCUGGAUGAGAUCAGUGAGCAUGGCAUCCGCAUCUACCAGCUCCCUGAUGCAGACUCAGAUGAGGAUGAGGAGUUCAAAGAGCAGACCCGUGUCCUAAAGGCCAGCAUUCCUUUCGCUGUGAUCGGCUCUAACCAGCUGAUUGAGGUGAAGGGGAAGAAGAUUCGAGGGCGUCUGUACCCUUGGGGUGUGGUGGAGGUGGAGAACCCUGAACACAAUGAUUUCCUCAAGCUGCGCACCAUGCUAGUGACCCAUAUGCAGGACCUACAGGAAGUGACUCAGGACCUACACUAUGAGAACUUCCGCUCAGAGAGACUGAAGCGAGCCGGCAGGUCAGUGGAGGAUGAAGUGCUGGACAAAGAUCAGAUCUUAAUGGAAAAGGAGGCUGAGCUGAGACGCAUGCAGCAGAUGAUUGCUCAAAUGCAGGCUCAAAUGAAGAUGAAGCCUGGAGACGACUGAAAAAGAUAAUGUUUUAUGUGUAUGUUUGUUGCAAAGCAACAGAAAGCCGGAGAUCCUCUACAUUACUGGCUUCAUCAUUUCAAUCUCUGUAUCUACUAUCAUUCUGGGCACUUCAAAACUCUACUACGGUUCAUUAUUCUUUUACAAUAUAUAGCUGUGUGUCACAAAUAGGAUUAUUUCAGCAUAUCACUGCAUUUGCCCAAUUUAUUCACAGAGACCCGAUCUGACUGUUAACUAAAUAUUAUUUAAUCUUAUUCAGUAUCUUAUUAAUAUACCACCAUGUUAAUUAUUUUUCAUUUGCAUGGAUCCAUGUUACACUGCAAAUAAUUUAUCAUGGCUGAAGCAUUAUUAUUUUUUAUAGCAGUGGUAUGUAUAACUGUAAAAUGCUUCAGGUUCAGUAGUUUGUCUUGUUUUUCCACACUGUCUCUUUCCACACUGUCUUUCUCCUUCUGCUGGCAGGAAGCAAUUCACACUGUACCAGUCACCUCUCACAUUUCUCGUGCUUAUAUAUGCCCCGCUGUGUGCCUGCACUACACAGACAGAGGUUAAUGGGAACCAAGGUUAUUUGACCUCACUCUCUGUUAUCUGUAGUACAAAUACAUUAACCAACAAAGGAAUUUCCUAGUUAUUCCAAUUCCAAAUUACAUGAAAAUUUCUAGCCUUGUUAACAACAAGAGCCAUAUGGUCUCAGCAGUUUUUUAUUCGUGGAUGUCUAAGUGUACGAAUUAAAGUGCCUUAGUUUCUGUGCCUUGGUGAAAUCUCAGUUGUAGUGUAGCUGAUUCGUUACUGCAUGAGAGAAUACUAUGAGCUGUUAGUGUUUCAGUACGUGCUUCAUCAGGUUUAUGCAUUGAUUGCCACUAGGGGGCAGCAGCCCCCAGUAAAAACCAGGACAAUAUUUCAAAGGGAGUCUGUUUUUCAGUCCUCUUGGACUCUGGAAAAGAUUAUCAGUUAUUUUGCCCAGUAUGGAAAUUGAUUGUUUAUCACAGUUAUUAAUUCAGUUUAGGAGCAAAUGUUGAAUUUUAGAUUUUGAAAUACAAAAAAUGUUCACUUUGUACAUUGAGCCUAUGUCCUUUUUUUAAUAUUUACAGAGUGUUGAUCUUUUAAAUGCCAAAUAUAAACAUAAUUGUAUGCUAAAAAUAAAUUAAUAAAUAAACACAUGCAUGCAUACAUAUAUAACACAAGUGUGUAUAGAAACACCACAGUAUGCAACCAAAUAGACAGUUAAAACAUAAAUGUUUUAAGGAGGUCGUGAUUUAAUGCAUGAUUAAUAUCUGAUGUUAACAGUUACUUUAGUUCCACUCACCAGGAUCACAGUCUAUUAUGUUGAAUUGAUAGGAAGUGAUAAAUUGUAAUCAUUAAUUAUGUAACUUCUAAUUCUUUGACCUUAUUUCACUCAGAUUUAUUAUUAGCGCAGUUCUUCAGUUGGAUUUUGGACAAGUAUAAAUGACUGGAAGUAUCACGGUUUUGAUGUUUUAGAUGAAAUAACACUUCAGGUGAUGAUAUUGACUGGAAAUGUUUAGGUUGUGUAUUAAACAAAAGUGUUACACACUCCUCCAUUUUUGAAGCCUCUUUUCAUACCUUAAAAAAACUUUAAAAUCUUUCCAAUGUGUAUCCUGAGGUCAUUUUUCCUAAACAAAGGGUCCUGCCCUUUAUGUCACUGUAUUCAUUAGUGAUUAUAUAAACAAUCUGCUGAUAUUUUGUAAAUGUUGUGACCCAGCCUUAAUUACUCAUUUGGCUUAGUGAGUUCCUGUUUACACAAUGUUAAUGAAUAAUGUUUGUUUGAUUUUUGAGUUUUUGCAUGUUCACGGUACAGUUCACUACCCUGUAAAAUGCUGUUUUUUUUUUGUACUCACUUUGAGCAAUAAAUGUUCAGAAGUUCUCAGAGA
Pangasianodon hypophthalmus (striped catfish) is the source of this 3287-nucleotide messenger RNA. RefSeq lists its product as uncharacterized. NCBI's taxonomy places the organism in Eukaryota, Metazoa, Chordata, Actinopteri, Siluriformes, Pangasiidae. The transcript has 13 exons. The record is from RefSeq and is a predicted model, not a curated record. The coding region runs from base 352 to 1401 and encodes 349 amino acids. Gene Ontology annotation, biological process: cell division; cytoskeleton-dependent cytokinesis; regulation of exocytosis. Gene Ontology annotation, cellular component: septin complex; microtubule cytoskeleton; septin ring. Gene Ontology annotation, molecular function: molecular adaptor activity; GTP binding; GTPase activity.